CGCAAGUUUUUUUUCUCUUCAAGGGUUUGGUGAGGUAGAGGUGAACGAUUACGUUUUGCGGAACAGAUAGUAGUUGUUUUGCUCUGGUUAGUUUUCUCACUAGGCAUCCACCGCAAGAGACCUUGGCCUGUGGACAUUUGUUAUUUACAAAAGUAUUGGUUCAACAAGUUGCCUUACUAGCGUCCUGGCUUGAUGAGGAUGGCCGAGGAACCUGCGACAAGGCAACCGGAGAUGUCUGACGCUGGCUCGGACGAGGAGCUUCCCGCACCCAUGAUGGAGCAGGGGAGUCACGACGGGAGUAUCAGAAAGGGUUGUGAUCCCUGUUCCCAGACCCAACGCAGUAAGCUGCAGCACCGUAGAGCUCGUAUCAACCAGCAGAUAAACAAGGAGAUGAGGAUGAGGGCCGGGGCUGAGAACCUCUUCAGAGCCACCACUAACAACAAAGUGAAGGAGACUGUGGCUCUAGAGCUGAGCUUUGUCAACUCCAACCUGCAGCUACUGAAGGAAGAACUAGAGGAGCUCAACAGCAGUAUGGAGGUCUACCAGACAGAGAGUGAAGCCAUCAAUGUUCCCAUGAUCCCACUGGGUCUGAAGGAGACCAAGGAAGUGGACCUCACUGUUCCUCUCAAGGAAUAUAUCUGUGAGCACUACAGGGAGGACAGCUCUCUGUUUGAGAAGGAAAUCAAGGAGUUUAUGGAGCUCAGACAGGACAUGCGUACCCCCAGUCGUAACGAGGCAGGUUUGGAGCUCCUGGUAGAGUAUUAUAACCAGCUGUACUAUCUGGACCAGAGGUUCUUCCCCCCACACAGAACACUAGGAGUCCACUUCCACUGGUAUGACUCUCUGACAGGUGUGCCGUCAUGCCAGCGUGCGUUGGCAUUUGAGAAGGGAAGUGUGCUGUUCAAUGUGGGAGCUCUCUACACACAGAUAGGAGCCAGACAGGACCGCUCUGCUGCAGCUGGCAUAGACCGGGCUAUAGACGCCUUCCAGAGAGCUGCAGGUGCAUUUAACUUCCUGAAGGAGAACUUUUCCAACGCUCCCAGUCUGGAUAUGAGCGGCCCGUCGCUAUGCAUGCUGGUCCGGCUGAUGAUCGCCCAAGUACAGGAGUGUGUGUUCGAAAGGGUCACACUCACCACGCAGGACACACACUUCACCUCCCAACUACAAGUGGCUCAAGAGGCUGCACGAGUAUCAGAUGUGUAUAGCUUGGUGCUGCAGACCAUGUCUCAGCCCCUAGUGAAGGACUAUGUCCCAUUCUCCUGGGCCUCCAUGGUUCAGGUGAAAGCAGAACACUUCAGAGCUCUCUCACACUACUAUGCUGCUGUCGCUCUCUGUGACCGCACACAGUCCAUUGAUGAAGAAGAGUGUGAUGAAGAGGGAGAGAAGGCUCUCCUCCAGCUCCAUGUCAGUAUUCCUGCUGGACCCCCACUCAGCCAGGUGCUCAGAGAACCCGAGGAGAGACGCAAACUGGGUAAGGCCCACCUGCGUCGUGCGUUGAUCAGACAUGAGGAAGCUAUGAGAGUACACGGUCUGUGUAAGAUCUUAAGGAAGAUGGAUAUUCUACAAGAGGUGCUCUCCUUCGUGCACAAACGCUCUUUGGACAAAUACUCUGAGAUGGACCGAGAGGACGACUUCGACGAGACAGCAGAGGCUCCCGAGAUACACUCUCAAACCCAGCAGAAGCCUGAUAUAAUUCCACCCAAUUUCUCCACUGUCCAAGUCACUGACAUCUUCCGAAGGCUGGGUCCCUUGUCAGUGUUCUGUGCCCGGGCGCGCUGGGGGCCGGUGCGUUUGGUGUGUCUCCAGCGAGGGGAGGGGGGUCUGGGGCUAACUCUCAGAGGAGACUCUCCUGUUCUGGUGGCUGGAGUCGUGCCGGGGGGAUGUGCUGAGGAGGCAGGUCUGAGAGAGGGGGACUACAUAGUGGCGGUGGAUGGAGAGAACUGUAAGUGGGCUAAACAUGGAGAGGUGGUCCACAGCCUGAAGAGCUGCAGUGACCGAGGAGUGGAGCUCAGCGUCAUCACACUGCACACACACGACACACAGGUGGAGAGGAGGUCAGUGAUGCUCUCCCCAGAGGAGACAAAGAGAACGCUUGCCAACGGCCCAUGGGCGGGGCUAAGGCCCAGAGCUCCGUCUCCUUACUCAACUGGAACAGGAAGAAAACAGGGAAGGGGAGGAGUCACCAAGAGACUGGGCAGCACCUUCAGUCUGCCAUUUGGAAACCUGGGAGACGGUGAAUCCAUGUACUGA
Oncorhynchus keta (chum salmon) is the source of this 2250-nucleotide messenger RNA. RefSeq names its product rhophilin-1-like. Gene Ontology annotation, biological process: signal transduction; negative regulation of stress fiber assembly. The record is from RefSeq and is a predicted model, not a curated record. The transcript has 16 exons. Gene Ontology annotation, molecular function: protein binding. The coding region runs from base 193 to 2250 and encodes 685 amino acids. Lineage: Eukaryota; Metazoa; Chordata; Actinopteri; Salmoniformes; Salmonidae.